UCCCGCUUGCCCUCCCCCUCGCUCCCCUCCCGCGUCUCGUCACGUUCCCUCCCGACCCGACCCGACCCUUAGCCAGGCAGCCAGCCAUUCCGUUACCCGCUCUCCGCUCCUCGUGGCCCUCGUGUUUGCCCAAUUGUGUGUGUGCGGGUCUGUGUGUGAGUUUGUGAGUGUGAGUGCGGGUGUGUGUGUGAGUUUGUGAGUGUGAGUGCGCGCGCGUGUGUGUGUCGAUCGAGAGCUGAUUUCCGGUUGCGUUGUGUGGUUGAAUUCGGGGAGGGCGAGGAGAAGAUUCGUCGGAUGCUAGGCGGUGGAGCCGUUCGGGCGAGAGUGUGAAUUAGAGGGAAUUCGCGUGUGGAAUCAUUUAAUAACGGGCGUCGCUUUACUAUUAUUCUUAUUUUCUAUUUCCCUCUUUCAUUUAUUUGUUUUGUUUUUUUCGGAGUUCCGCGUUGGGGUUUUGGUUUUUGGCGAUGGGCUUGAGGAGGGCGUUCGGGUGAGGGUGAUUGCGAGAGUGAGGUGUGUAUGUGUACCCCCCCCCCCCUUCUUUUUUUUUUUUUUUUUUUUUUUUUGGCGACUCCGUGAAGAGAUGCGGAGGGCGGAGCUAUGAGGUCGCGGGAUGUGUUGGAGGAUGCCGCUUGGGGUUCAGUGCUUUGUAGAAUCAAGGAAUGCAGGAGCGAACUGAGCAAACGGCGUUUUCAUGGAUUGGAUGAAUGAUACAGCACUCUAAAUGAUGGCCAGAUCUACCAAGGACCGGCCUGAUUACUUGGGUCGUUUCAGUGCACCUGUAGUGGCUGGGAGCUCAGGAACAGCCUAUGGUGCGGAUACUUGCCCCGAGAACAAUGUCGAGGUGGACAUUGCAGAAGUUUAUUUUCUCAUCAUGCACUUUCUGUCCAGUGGCCCGUGUCAGCGUGCAUUUGCACAGCUUUCAAAUGAUGUUCUGCAGCAUAAGCUUCUUCCCAGGCGCUUUCACGCGUUGUCGUCUCGUGCGGAAAAGCACGUUGUCGAUGAGGGAGAUGAUGGCAUGUCUUCUCCAUUAAGUUAUGCGAACAUUUUGGCAAGGAAUCCAACUGUACAACAAAACCAUCUGGUGAAAUUGUUGGAGCAGUUGCUUGUGCAUAAUCGAGCAUCUGUUGAACAUUUGGAACAUCCGAACUCAAGGAUCCCUACAGCAGCCGAUGUCCCUACGCUUCUUGGAACUGGAAGUUUCUCACUGUUUGAUUCUGAAAGGAGGAAGGCCAUAAAAGAUGUCCCUCAAUGGAUCCGCCAGUUGCGAUGGCCUCACUGGCACGCCGAUCAGGUUCAUGGGUUGAUGUUUCGUGAGCUUGGUGGAGGAUAUGCAAGACACAAGCAAGCUCCUUCAGUUCGCACUCCUAGUUAUGCUAUUGUGAAGCCUGCUGUCUUGGUCGAUCGAAUACAGAUAAUUAAAAAGUUGAGAGGACAUCGCAAUGCAGUGUACUGUGCUAUUUUUGAUGGCACAGGGCGAUAUGUAAUAACUGGUUCUGAUGAUCGACUCGUGAAGUUAUGGUCGUCGGAAACUGGGCUCUGUCUUCGUAGUUGUCGAGGUCAUGAGGGUGAUAUAACAGAUUUGGCUGUGAGUAAUCGCAACAAAUAUGUUGCAUCAGCUUCUAAUGACUUCACCAUCCGUGUUUGGUUUUUACCUUCAGGUAAUCCAGUUUCUGUUUUGCGUGGUCACACUGCUUCGGUUACUGCAAUAGCCUUCAGUCCUCGGCAAGGCUGUGAGCAUCUUCUCCUUUCGUCUUCUGAUGACGGAACGUGUCGCAUAUGGGAUGCGUCAGAUUCAUCUCUGCAUUCCAGGGUUUACAUGCCCAACCCUAAAGAUGUCGCUUCAGCUCCAAGGCCUACUAUUCCUGCUCCUCCAUCAACUGUCCCUGGAUGCAAUCAAAUUCUUUGCUGUGCCUUUAACGCUGAUGGCAGUAUUUUUGUCACAGGGAGCUCCGACAAAAUAGCUAGGGUUUGGGAUGCAUGUAAAUGGAAUGAUGAUGUUACCGGACGACCCAACUAUGAGAUGGACACCCUGAAAGGUCAUGAAAACGACGUAAAUUAUGUUCAGUUCAGUGGGUGUGCAGCUCCACGAAAGCCAUUGGUUGGUGACAGCAUGAAGGAUGAGCAUGCAACGCGCUUCAGAAAUUCUUGGUUUUCACAUGAUAGCAUUGUUACUUGCUCCAGGGAUGGCACUGCCAUCAUCUGGAUGCAUCACUUUUCCAAAUCAUAUGCCAAAGUAGGACGAUGGCAGAAGGCUUACCACCUACGGGUCCCUCCUCCCCCAAUGCCUCCCCAGCCGCCUAGGGGGAAUGGACCCAGGCAACGGCUUCUACCUACUCCUCGAGGAGUUAACAUGAUAGUGUGGAGUCUGGAUAAUCGCUUUGUCCUUGCAGCCAUCAUGGAUCACAGGAUAUGUGUUUGGAAUGCGUCGGAUGGUAGUCUGGUUCAUUCACUUACUGGACACGAUAAACAGACCUAUGUACUCGAUGUUCAUCCCAUCAACCCAAGAAUUGCCAUGAGUGCUGGCUAUGAUGGACGAGUUAUCAUCUGGGACAUAUGGGAAGGACGCCCCAUUAAAGUUUAUGAAACUGGGGAGUAUAAUCUAGUGGAUGGCAACUUUUCUCCCGACGGCACAUCUCUAGUGGUGUCCGAUGAAGUUGGCCAGAUUUACCUUUUUGGCACAGGGUCAAAGAUGUCCGAGAAGGACGUCAAAUAUGAUCAGUUUUUUCUUGGUGAUUUCCGUCCUCUGGUGCGCGACGUUCAUGGCAAUGUCUUGGAUGUGGAAACUCAGCAACCACCUCAUCUGCGUAAUUUACGCGAUUUGCUUUGUGAUGCUGGCAUGAUUCCUUACUGCGACCCGUACCAAACCAUUUUCCAGCAGCGCCGGCUUGCUAACCUCGGUCUGGAGUGGCACCCACCUGUUAUGCAGCUUUCAAUCGGAACUAAUGAUGAUGUUACAUAUUUCCCGCCGGAGCAACCUAUGGCUUUCCAGCCACCGGUUGCUCCUUCACCUGAAAGACAUGAUUUACCGGUCCCAACAGAUGCCGGUAGGAACAGAUGGGUAGAGCAGCCCCCUGAGGUAGAAGAACCAAUGGAUUGGGAACAAGAUGCUGCAGUGCAUAGUGAAGACACUGGAUCGGAUUAUAGUGCAAGUGAAGAAAGUGUGAGCGAUGAAAAAGAAGGAGAAGGUUAUGAGAGUUUGAGCGAAGGAGAAUCAAAUAGUGAGGAGGAAUCGGAGGCUCCAAUGCACUUGCGGCGUUCGGGGAGGAACAAGCGAAAGAAAAUGGAGUCUGGACGUAGUUCAAGUAGGCGAGUAAGGGGAAGAACUUCUGCCGACUAUGACACCAGAAAGCGCCGUCAGCAACGGGGUCGCCGUUUGAAGGCAUCUAGAAAUAGUUCAUACAGAGCUAGUAGAGCAGUUGUUGUCAGUGAUCAGGAGCAUGUCUCUACCAGACCGCAACGGCAGGCUGCUCGUAAUGCACUCAACUUAUUUAGUUCUAUUCAAACUCCAGGCCGCGAAGAAGACGAGGACAGUGCUGAGCACGGAGAGAAAUCAGAAGCGGUCGAUAAUGGACAAGAACAUGGAGAACCAUCCUCUAUGGCAGCUGCAGACCUUGAGGGGGAGAUACGGUCCCUUAGAAGAAAUCCUCGAGAAGAAGUUGAAGAGGAGAGUGAGCAGCGUGUCCACGCUUCAACCUCGCAACCUGAGGUUGAUAACCUUGGUGAUUGUAGGCGUCCCAGAUCGCAGAGACCUAGAAGAAUAAAAAUCAUAUUCAAUCGUCCAGCUGGCCCGGCACAUGGUUCUUCACAGUUUGAUGGGCUUAGAGAGGGUGAAGCAAACGCUUUGCAUCCGUCAGACGAUAUAGCCAUCUCGGUCAGUCCUAGCCGCGAGAAUAUUCCACCAGAGCAGAUUCAAAAGUCCCAUAGGAAAUUGAUCAUCAAGCCUCCGAAACCCAUUAGUCAAGAGGGUGGAAGUAGCGAUGAAGACGGAGACACAAUAGGAGGGCAAGGGAUGAAUGUUCCAGCUUUAGCUCAAGAGUCGCCAAUUCGAAGUCCUGAUAUCGCACACUCAACAUCGGAAGGAAUUGUUGGACAGGAGAAUCAUUGGCAGUGGAAGAGGGGUAAGGAGAUCAACGGUGCUUUGGGUAGUGGUUCUUCCAAGCAUGGAGAGCCCAGUAAAGACAAUGAGAGUCUGGAAUCCUUCGAGCGUGCAAUUCUUUCAAACGAAUGUGCCCAAACGCACACAUGGGAACAGCCUCAACAUCCUGACAAUUCAAGAUCAGAAGACGCUAAUGUUAGAAAUGAGUCGCACAAUUCCGAGCGUGAAAGAACUCAGAAUAAUGCGAAUGUUUCUAAUGACUAUGGAGCACAUGAAGACAACCUAUCUUCUGUGCAUGAAUUGGCAGACACUCUUUCGCAGAAGGUUGAUUUGAACAAGGAUCCGGAUACCGAAGAGCGCCGUUCUAAAGACACGGAAAGAGAAUUAAGAAGUGAACAGAAUGCAAAUCAGUCUUUGAUGGAGAAUACUUUCAGUGAUAGAAGUCCCGUUUCAUCAGAGGCUGGAGGGACAUCAAGAUUGCAGUCUACAUCAAAAGUCGAGACGGAGAACAAAUACCAAUUGCAAGAAAUGCCAGCAAGCUCUAGGGAAAUUGAAGACGGUGAUUAUGCUGACGAUGUAGACGAGGGUCAAGAGAGGGCGGGACACAUGCAAGACAGUGAGCAACACCUAAUUGAGACCGGUGGCACUGAUCAUGAAACAAGAGAGUACAGCGACGAAGACUCCAAUGCUGGAAGGAACGGUGUCCUCAAUAACGACCGAACAAUAAACACCUCUGUGAGUCUCGAAGAACGUCAGCACCAGCUUGACACUGAUGAGGCUGAGACGAGGAGGGAUCAUUUAUGCGAUGACAAUGAGGAUGUCAUUGGAUAUGAGACUGGACAGGAUCAUCCAGAAGGAAGUACAGAGAAGCAAGCGUCGGAAUCAGAAAUGGACGAGUAUGAAUACGCUGGACAAGAGGAAAAUGAGAGCAAAGAAUUCGAGGACACACCCCGGAGUUUUAAAAAUCGAUCCCGUCGACAGAAUAAGUAUGAAAGCACGGAGGGCAGGAGUCGAAGUGCAGAACGCAAACGGCACAAACCUCUAUCUGAGCUAAACUCUGGUCAUGGUCAUUCACUACUUUCUGAUGAGGCGCCAUCUCCAGCCAAAAGGUCAACUCGUCAUGUGCGAACGGCACCUGAGGGAAAUGGGCGAAGGACACAGCCAUGGUUGCGUGAGCACCAAGAAGCUGAAGAACUGGCAGGUCCUUCGCGAUCAGUUUCACAUACACAAGUGCGAGGGAAGAGUAAACGACAACCUAGUAAUAAGCUGCACGACAUGGUUUGGGAAAGCGAACCCCGUAACAACGGUGUAUCUCAUGGUCGACAAGGCCUCCGUUCAGAUGCUAGUCCCAGUGGAAGUAAGAUUGACAGGCCUCUAAGGCUCAAGUUGAAAUGCACUGAAAACUCAGCAAAGAGGAAUGAAGGGUUGCCUGAUGAGGAUGAUGACAAUGGGGAGAAUCAGACGCGAGUGUCAGCUCGUAGCACUCGAAGACAAAUUAGCUUACAGAAAGAGAGGGCAAAGGUUGUUGAAGUCAAGGUUGGUGUGACAAAUUCUAUUCCACGCUCAAGUUGGCGUGCCCCUAGAAACAAUCUUCGGAAGAUCGAAAGUGCCUCGUGGUUGUUGACGUCAGAGGUGGAACAAGGUCACUACACUCCACAAUUUGGUGAUGAGGUCGCUUACUUGCACCAGGGGCAUAGAGAAUAUCUCGAAGCAUCGAAGGUCAAAGAAAAAGGUCCCUGGAAGAAGCAUGAACUUCGCGCAGUAGAAUUUUGUCGCAUUACAAAUCUAGAAUACCACAUUGAACCUGGAGGUGGGACAAGCUGCAAGCUAGAGCUUGAAUUUUUAGAUAUGGAAUCUUCUGCUAGUGGCUACAAGUUCCAGCUAACAUGGCCGGAAUUGACUGAUUAUCCGGACUUUUUAGUGGAGAAAAGUCGUUUUGAUGCGUCCAUGGCAAAAGGGUGGGUUGCUAGGGACCAUUGUAAAGUAUGGUGGGCGAGUGAAAAGGGGGCAGAUGAGAAGGGCCAAUGGUGGGAUGGUCGAAUUAAGACUAUCAAGGCCAAGUCUGAUGAUUUCCCAGAUAGUCCGUGGGAAAAAUACAUUGUCACCUACAGAGAAUCUGCAGAGCCACAGGCGCACAGUCCUUGGGAGCUUUUUGACAGAAAUUGCAAUAUUCCAGGGUGGACUGUGCCGCAAAUUGAGGAAGACGAAAGAGACGAACUAUUGCAAUAUAUUUACGACAUUGAGGAGGCUAUGUUAGAGGAUGAGACGGAUGGAUUUGGUGUAAAACAACUGGAAUCAUUAGCAAAGCAUGACUCAAACUUCUUGAACAGGGUGCCUGUGCCGCUUACCUUGGAGCUCAUACGAGAGAGGUUGUCAAAGAACUUUUAUCGUAGCAAAGACGCCGUAGAAUACGACAUUCGGUUACUAGCUACAAAUGCUGAACUUUUCUUUGGAGACGAAGAUGAUUUUACCGGAAAGAUGAACCGGCUGGCCAGUGAACUCUUGGAAAUCUUGCAAUGACAGUGUUUGCGGCACUGCAGCAAGGACAUGUAAAAACAAAAUUACAGCAAACUUGUAGAUUAGAAAGUUGUGAUGUUAGACAUAAGGUGCUCAGCUUGUGCUCAGGAGCAUAAUUGGAUCAGUCCGUCUGACUUCAUGUAUUCCACCUGUGAAGACGGCCAUCGUGUGUAAUUUAACUGGGGUUCCACGUUGCCCCUUCAGUAAACUUCCUGUGACUCAUUCUUGACUGGG
Physcomitrium patens is the source of this 6847-nucleotide messenger RNA. NCBI's taxonomy places the organism in Eukaryota, Viridiplantae, Streptophyta, Bryopsida, Funariales, Funariaceae. The record is from RefSeq and is a predicted model, not a curated record.